Bradysia coprophila is the source of this 1233-nucleotide messenger RNA. Its product is annotated as venom protease-like. The record is from RefSeq and is a predicted model, not a curated record. NCBI's taxonomy places the organism in Eukaryota, Metazoa, Arthropoda, Insecta, Diptera, Sciaridae. Gene Ontology annotation, biological process: proteolysis. Gene Ontology annotation, molecular function: serine-type endopeptidase activity.
AGCGGAAAAAAAUUCUAUGUUUCAGAUUCAACAUAACUCACUGUGAAGUAUAGUCGCUCUAACAAUGGUGGUGAAAUUAAUCUUUCUUUUUGUAUUGCUGAGCAUCGAUGCCAGUGUUUCCGAUGAUGUCAUCAGUGUACCAAAAAAAUUUACAAGAAGUCGUUACAGUCACAGGAGGUCAACGACUACCACAACUGAACUUCCAUCAUCAAAUUACGACAAUAGUGUAGAUAUGGUUACGGACGUAUUUUCAGAAGAACUAUUGCCGAACAAAGUGGAAGAAUUAGUAACAAAUAAUCCAUUCGAAUCAAAUGAUACUGCUACUGCUACGACAUUGAUUGAUGAAUCCGUGAAUACCUCAACUCAAUCUGAAUUAGUAGAGACCACCACGGAAAAUGAUUCUGAUUUAGUGGAAGCAACAACCGCAAUAGAAGUUGAGAAGCCAACCGAAAAACAGAUUGAAACGCAGGGUAUUUAUCCUUGCGGCGAAAGAAGUGAUGAUAAUCAUCCAUGGAUAGUUGUUUUGAUUCAUACCGACCCCAGUGAAAGGAGUCGAAAGAAAACUCUUAGCAAAGGCGUAUUGAUCGAUCGACGUCACGUUCUCACAACCGUUUCCAGUCUGCAUAACUCUAGACCAUUUUGGAUAGUUUCUCGAGUUCGACUGGGUGAUCCAUCAGUGGUGGAUAACAGUGACAGUGAAGUGAACAAAUCCAGUAUUGUCCAUGUCGGAAUUGACGAGAUCUUUCAACACAAGAACAGAGACAUUGCACUGAUUAAAUUAGCCGAAAAUGUUAAUUUUACCAAUUUCAUUCGACCAAUUUGCUUGCCCGACAACGAUCACUACAACUUCACUGAACUGUAUUUGCACAUGUGUAAAAAGGAGUUUAAGAGUUCGUCGGUCAGUACGGUUACCGCAUCACCAUUGUCACCACAAGAUUGUGAAAUUAUGUUCAAACGAAAAAGAGCUACAAUCACAACGGAAGAGUUUUGUGCAUGGGAUGAAACUGGUGAUUCAUGUACAGGCGAUUUAGGUGGACCACUUACUGCAAUCGACAAUGGACGAUACAGCGUGAUUGGUUUAAAUUCACAUAUCAACUCAAGGGUAAAGUUUAAUUAUGGCGACUACCCUGGGAUUUAUGUACGAGUCGGAUCGCAUCUAUCUUGGAUCAGAAAGAUUACGGGUUUGAGUAAUUGACAAAAGAUGUUUCUUGAAAAAUAAAAUCAGUAUGUAAA